Oryzias latipes (Japanese medaka) is the source of this 1490-nucleotide messenger RNA. Lineage: Eukaryota; Metazoa; Chordata; Actinopteri; Beloniformes; Adrianichthyidae. The record is from RefSeq and is a predicted model, not a curated record.
UGGACCGAACGCGCGCUCUCUGUGUCGGAGCUCUGACAGUCAACAGCGCUGGUUCAGGACGCGCAUUUACUGUUCGGGCUCUGGGACCAAACACCGUGUUCGGCGCGUGUUCGGCACAACUAAUUGUUGCUUUUCAAGCGGGAAUUGCUCUGCUGGCUCCACUUCCUGCUCUGCAGCAUCCUCGCAGAUUCCAUUUUCCAGGACUGCGUUUAAAAGAGGGGGUGACAUCGACGGAACCGAGGAAUGGGUUCACACAUAGGGGGCUUCCUGCUGCUUAUCUGACCAUUAAGUUAACGGGGGGUCCUGUAGAUCAGCUGCAGCCUGCGCAAAACCUCCCAAACUUUGCAUGUUUGGUGCACAGGCGCGCGCUUGGGUUCAUGUUGACUGUUUGAAGUCAGGGAUCCAGGCUGAUGUGCAGAUGAGGACUCGUGUUAGUCAGACGCGGCGCUGUUCACCUGGAUUUACCUGAGGCUCUUCAAUGACAAUGCAGCCGCAUUCACUUCCACACUCUUUAGUGUGUUUUCACAUCUGACAUUGAUCUUGAAGGCGCAGAUUUAGAGCUGUUGAAACCCAAAAGCAGCAGACUUCUUCUCCCUGCUGCUGCUGCCGUCCGUCUCCUCCAGUCCAGAGGAUGCCUGGCGCGCCGUGAGGCUCAUGCAGGACUCCGAGGAUUUUCUGAUCAGGAUGACAUUUGGUUAACAAGCAAAGACUCCCUCUGCACUUGUUUAUUUAUCUAUAAAUAUAUAUUUGUUUUAUAUUUGAGCCAAAAAGCUGCGUCGAGAUCCGAGACCAGUCGGACUAGACUCUCGGUUCUGAAACUCGGUUCGGGGAGAUGGCUGCGAUCGCCAGCUCCCUGAUCCGGCAGAAACGCCAGGCGAGGGAGUCCAACAGUGAUCGGGUCUCUACUUCUAAACGGCGCCCCAGCCCCAGCAAAGACCCCCGCUCUCUGUGCGAGAGGCAUUUCUUGGGGGUCUUCAGCAAAGUCCGUUUCUGCAGCGGCAAGAAAAGACCCGUCCGGCGGCGACCAGAUGCACCUUCGAAAUCUCCACAGGUGUCCCAUAAGGGCUGCAGGCUAGAGCCACAGCUGAAAGGCAUCGUGACACGACUGUUCAGCCAGCAGGGUUUCUACCUGCAGAUGCAGCCGAAUGGAACCAUCGACGGCAGCAAGGACGAGAACAGCGACUACACUCUGUUUAAUCUUAUUCCUGUGGGUCUGAGAGUGGUGGCCAUCCAAGGUGUGAAGAGUGGAUUAUACAUUGGCAUGAAUGGGGAAGGCAUGCUCUACAGCUCGGAGAUGUUUACACCAGAGUGCAGGUUCAAGGAGUCUGUUUUUGAGAACUACUAUGUGAUCUAUUCAUCCACUGUGUACCGACAGCAAGAGUCAGGCCGAGCCUGGUUCCUUGGGCUUACCAAGGAGGGGCAGGUCAUGAAGGGCAACAGGGUUAAGAAGACUAAGCCCUCAUCACAUUUUGUGCCCAGGCCCAUUGAAG